GUUCAUUUAUCUCUGUGAAAACAACUAAUGUGCUGUACUUAUAUCCGUAUCGGCAUCAAUGACGUCAUUUAAUUCUAACAAUGCUAGCUUCCGAUACAGACAUCAAAGAAACAAUACUCAGUAAACAUGAUGACAUAAUCAGUAUAUUUGUUAAUGGCGGUAAACUUCCUAGAAGUCUACGUGAGACAGUUGACAAACACCACAAAAGGCUGAUAGAAAAAAGAAAGGAAUUUUCGGAAGAAUUGUGCCAGGUGGUCGUUUCUGGAGAAAUUUCGGCGGGAAAAUCCUCACUGCUGAACUUCUUAAUCGGGAGGGAUGUUCUUCCAACGUCGGUGAGAGAGAGCAGAAGUGUAACAUGUCGUCUGCGUUACGGUACCGAGAAAACCGCCAAAUUGAUUGAUGAUUCUGGAAACGAGAUAGACGACUUAAAGUAUGAUGAGAGCAAUGAGGCGUUAGACAGGUUAAAGAAAUUAAUAAAAGGAGAUGAAUUUGUGCAAGGCCUUUCGUAUAUUGACAUCUUUCUUGAGGAAGUUUCCUUACAGGGUAAUGUGGUGCUCGUUGAUACACCAGGGAUAAAGGAAGAGAUCGACGAUGACAACUCUCAGUUGUUUACUCAUCUCCGGAAAGCCUCGGCAUUUAUCUAUAUCCUCAAAACAGAUAGUAAUCUAGGAACGCACAAGCUUUUUAGAAUAAAGAAAAAGGUUCAAGAGUUAAAGCAAGAUGGAUACACAGAGCUGUGCUCAGAAUGCAUGCUUUACGUAUGCAACCGAUGGGACCAGGUAGACGAUUCCGAGGCCGAGGAAGUAUUCGAUGAGGUUCUGUCUAGAUUAAGAAGUAACGGAAUUGAAGUCAGAGAGGGACAACUGAUGAAGCUUAGUGUCAAAAAGGAAAAGAAAAGACAAAGUAAAGGAAAACCCCUUUCGGAUCAAUACAAGCUAUUCAUAGAUAAACUCCGUGGACUGAUCAGUCUUGCAGUAAGGGAUAGGUACAGAAGGGAGUGCCAAUGGCUGGAGAAGGCUUUAAAUGACGUUAUCUCUCAUGGGACAAUUGUUCUCAAAACAUUAUCAAAAACUGUAGAUGAAAGAAAAAGACGGAGGACUGAAUAUGAAGAGUCUGUCGUAUCACUAAAAGAGGCAUUAGAUACGCCUAAACGAAACUACUGUCGGGAAAUCAUCAACAUAUACACAACCCUAGCCGCAAAUUUGCAUAAACACUUGCGAACAGAAGAAUUCUGUUCUAAAAUAAUUGAAAAAUGCAAGUCAGAGAUGGAGCGAGAACGAUCUAGUCUGAGAACAAAAACACUUGAAGAAUUAGAAAAAGUCGCAGUAAAAACGUUUCAGCAGAUAAUUAACGAAGAAAUUACACGAUGGCGAGAAACGAAUGACGUAGACAACGCAUGUGCACCAGUCUGCGAGAAGGUUCUUCGAAGUUUUCGCAUGCUAGAGAAGAAUGUUGAAAAAGGACUGGUUGAAUCACGUAAAAGCUCUUGCCCUGAAAUAUCUUUUAAACAUAUGGAAAGUGCCCAAGUUCCCGUCAAUGAAAUUAGUGAAAAUUACCCAAGUAGAACAUUUACAGAAAAUGUCGAGAGAGAAUACUCUGGGUUAUCAUACAUUAUGGCCCAAGCCCCAAUCAUCGCAAAAGAAACAUUAGAUAUACUAGAUAAUGCUGCAGAAGAAAACAGUACACUUGUCAAAAAAUCAUCGUCCACAAUGAACUCUGCGCAAGUUCCGCUUUCUGUGGAGAAUCGAACACCUAAAGGCAAAGAAAAUGACCUGGACGAGGACACUAGACUACUGAUAACUAAUCCAUCCUCCGUGCGAUCAGCCCAAGUCCAUGUACCCGACGAGGAACUGGAAAUGAUACGCAUGCGUAUAGAAAAGGGAGAUGGAGAAGACACUCAGUUAUUUACAAAAGGUGAGAAGGUCGGACUGGCUCUGACGGCCCCCCUCUGGUUUCCAAUUGCUGUCACAGCUAGUGUGUUUGUGGUGCCAGUGAGUGCUUUCAAAGUACUAUCUAAAAAGUUUUCUGAACAGAAAGCGGAAUCAAACUUCCGAGAAGUCACCGACAAGCGCAACCUAGCGGAGCUUCUUCAAGAAAUUUAUAAGUCGGAUACUUUUAGCGAAGCCCGAUUUAACGAUGAAUUUGAAAGAAAUUCGAUUCGCUUGUUUAACCAGUGGUUACAUCAACAACAUGAAGCGUCCAUACAGGUUAUUGAAGACAUUUCAACAACUCUACAACAACUAGCCGAAACUGAGAAAUUGGAGAGCGAGGACAAACAAUCCGUAGAAAGGUUUCUACAACAACUUAAAGAAUGUCAAGAAGAAUGUUGUGUUAUUUCAGAAAAGUGCUGCAAUUCAUUAAAUCAAGGAUCAUUGAGUUAAUAUAAUAUCACCUGCAGUUUAAUGUUGCAUGAUUCGUAUGAACAGUUUCUAAAACAAGGCAAGCUACUGACAAACACGUUGAUAAAAAAGGACUAUCAACAGUCUCGUUUAAAGUCAUCUUUUCGUAAGUUCUAUGUAUCGACCAAAGAACUUACAAAAAAUGACUUCAAACAAGACUGUUGUUAGUCCUUCUAUUUUAAAAUCUUAUCUCAAUUUUUUAUUUGUAAUAAAAUUGAAAACAGCCACCCAGCAGUAUUAAAACUUAUUACUAGUACGCUUAACUAAAAUAUAUAAGGCAUUAACAUAUGAAUACCAUCAGUGCAUAUUCAUGUUGGAUGUUGAUCAAUUACUGUUUUGUUGUAGAGUUUUAAUAUAGCAGGCAUUGCUUUCGGUGUAUAUCGUAAAUUUUGCAUUUUCAUAGCAAUCAGAAAAUAUUCGAGCAUUUUAAGUAUUAAUUUCUUUUUAAUAUAUUCUUUUCUUGCAUCGUGAUGUUUUUUGUGCUUUUUUUUUCAAAUCAAAGCGUAUUAAACAGUUCAGUUAAUGCGAUGGUUUGACCAUGAUUGUUAUUGGCUUUAUGAUGUUUUGAACACAUAAAACCCAACUUAAUUUCAGUUAUUUAGAAUGAUGAGGAUAUCUUUACAGAACGUUGAUGAUCAAUGAAUUACCAAUUUUAUCAUUCUAAAAGUUUCCAAUAUUACAUAUUAUGCCAUAUUUAUCAUUUUGUUAAAAUAAAAUCCAAAUAUUUUUGAUUGAAGAAUUAAAUAUUGUACAGAGCUCUUCAUCCCAUGAAGAUUGAUAUGGUCUCAAAGAUGGCCGCGUUCAUGCAGCCUUGUUUACGUUCUUGAAAUGUACACUCCUGACAUGUAUAUAUAGAUACUUUUAUUUGAAAGUCUUAUCAUAGUCCAAAUUUUGUAAAUAUAUGUGAAUAAAUCUAAAUUAAUUAUUUCGUUGUUCAUUACUGAGUUGUGUAUAUAAAUAAACGCUAAUAUAUGUAUAA
This is a messenger RNA of Magallana angulata, 3378 nucleotides long. RefSeq lists its product as uncharacterized. NCBI's taxonomy places the organism in Eukaryota, Metazoa, Mollusca, Bivalvia, Ostreida, Ostreidae. The record is from RefSeq and is a predicted model, not a curated record. The transcript is spliced from 9 exons. The coding region runs from base 81 to 2381 and encodes 766 amino acids.